GCGGCGGCGGCGGGCACAGCGCGGAGAGCUCCGGCGAUUCUGGCACGGCGUCUGGCAGGACAGGACCACCAGGCAACAUGGCUCCCGCGGAGAAGAUCAAGGCCAAGAUCAAGAAGACAUUGCCCGUGACCGGCCCCCAGGCCCCCACUCUGAAGGAACUGAUGCACUGGUACUGCAUGAACACCAACACCCACGGCUGCCGGCGCAUCGUGGUCUCCCGGGGACGUCUACGCCGCGUCCUCUGGAUCAUCCUGACCUUGACGGCAGUGGGGCUGAUCCUGUGGUACUGUGCCCAGUUGAUCAUCAACUACUACACAGCCUCUGUCUCCGUCACAGUGCAGUUCCAGAAGCUGCCCUUCCCAGCCGUGACCAUCUGCAACAUCAACCCUUACAAAUACAGUGCCAUAAAAGAGCACCUCGCAGAACUGGACAAGGAGACCAUGUCAGUCCUGGAGUCCUUGUAUAACUUCUCGGGAGCAGGAAGCAAGCCACGGGAACGCCGUGAUGCAGGCAGGCAACACCCUGAGAAGAGCAAGUUUCUCAGGAAGUUUCCCCUGAUGAAACUGGACAGCCUCCAUGCCAAGCCCACCGUCAAUGUCUCUGCUGGAUACAAGCGGCGGAUGAAUGCCAGAAUCAUCUCAGGCAGCUCCAGCAUAGUCAACGUUAGAAGCCCACGUGAUGUUGUGGGCUUCCAGCUGUGUGACACCAGCAACAAGAGCGACUGCACUGUGUAUACCUUCAGCUCAGGCGUCAAUGCCAUCCAGGAGUGGUACAAGCUGCACUACAUGAACAUCAUGGCUCAGAUUGAUGCGGAGGAGAAGGAGAGGAUGAGCUACUCGGCAGAGGAGCUGAUGCUGAGCUGCUUGUUUGAUGGGGACUCCUGUGAUGCCAGGAACUUCACUUCCUUCCACCAUCCUCUCCACGGAAAUUGCUACACCUUCAACAGUGGGCAAGAGGGGAAGAUCCUGACCACGUCCACAGGAGGCAGCGAGAAUGGGCUGCAGGUGAUCCUGUAUAUAGAAGAAGCCGACUACAACCCCUUCCUGGUGACCUCCACGGGCGCCAAGAUUGUGAUCCAUGAUCAGAACGAAUACCCCUUCAUUGAGGACAUUGGCACUGAGAUAGAGACGGCCACGGCCACCUCCAUCGGGAUGCACUUUACCACGUCCCACCGUCUCAGCCGGCCAUACAGCAACUGCACGGAAGACGGAGGUGAUGUUCCCGUGCAGAACCUCUACAACAAAAGCUACUCAUUGCAGAUCUGCCUGCAUUCCUGCUUCCAGAAUUCGAUGGUGAAAACCUGUGGAUGUGCUCAGUACGCUCAGCCCCUGCCUGCUGGAGCCGAAUUCUGCAACUAUAAAAAAUACCCCAAUUGGAUGUACUGCUACUAUAAGCUGCACGAACAGUUUGUGAAAGAGCAGCUGGGCUGCCAGCAAAUCUGCAGAGAAGCUUGCAAAUUGAAAGAGUGGACUCUCACCACCAGCCUGGCCCAGUGGCCGUCCAGUGUGUCGGAGGAGUGGAUCCUUCGAGUUCUCUCUUGGGACAAAGGCCUAAAUGGCCGCAAGAUGUUAAACAAGACAGACCUGGCAAAUCUAGUGGUAUUCUACAAAGAUCUGAAUGAGAGGUUCAUCACCGAAAACCCAGCCAACAAUAUUGUCCUGCUCCUGUCCAACUUCGGGGGCCAGCUGGGGCUGUGGAUGAGCUGCUCGGUGGUCUGUGUCAUAGAGAUUGUGGAGGUCUUCUUCCUGGACACGUUCUGCAUUGUCCUGCGCCACCAGUGGCAGAAGGCCAAGCGGUGGUGGAGGGGCCACUCAAGUGCCCAGGACCAAGAAGAGGACAAUGGGCUCCCCGCAACCAGCCCAGAGCAAGGCUAUCACAACACAGCCUGCGCCCAGGAUGACGAUGACCCCCCCACCUUCAACACGGCCAUGCGGCUGUCCCCACCCCAAACACCCCCACCCAACUACAACACUCUGCAGCACAUCAGCCCCUUUUCGGAGCAGCUUGAAGACACCCUGGAGGUCAGGACCCAGUGAGGCCAGCGGUCUCCACAGAAAGCCCUGGGACUUGGGGUGCCACCGGAGGCCUGAAGCCGCAUGGCAGCAUCACAGCGACUUCCUGUGCAAGAGGCUCGAUCGGGUGCAUGCUCCCCCUUCAUCUCUGCCCUUGUGGGGAGGCCUGCUGUUACCACGUGUGAGGAUGGCAGACGGGCAAAGUGGCACCCAUCCUGGGGCCUUGAACUCUGGACAGGAGCUGCCUUCUCUCUCAGUUGGGCAGCCCCACUGGUGGCCAGACUGAUCCAUCCUGGAGGCCAGGGAGUGGUCCAGGAGAGCUCCAGGCACCUCUGGGGGGCAGCCAAGGUGUAAGCAUCUAAAGCUGGCUCAUUGGCUGUGGGGGGGGGUGGCGGCAGGGGGAAGGCCAGUUCCUGAGGUGGGGAGCAGUUGCAGACCUUAAGGCCUCUGCUAUAUUUCGGCCAGUCCUGGAAACCUGCACAGGCCAGCUGCAGUCAGAAGGAGAAUCUCCUGCCCCUCCCUGGAAGGCACCUCCUGCAGAAACCCCCAAGCCCUGAGGCUGUCGGGAAGAUGUGGAGCGGAGAGCAAGCCAGAGGGACGUGAGGGGUCGGUUUCUGCGCAGCCGACAUCCCUCGAGUACCUCAACAGCGGCCACUGCAGAGGAGGGCAGCUGAGGCCGAAGGCUAAUAAAAUUGUCUUUG
Molecule: messenger RNA, 2713 nt
Organism: Ahaetulla prasina
Lineage: Eukaryota; Metazoa; Chordata; Lepidosauria; Squamata; Colubridae
Gene: SCNN1G
Product: sodium channel epithelial 1 subunit gamma
Exons: 13
Coding region: 78-2036 (652 amino acids)
Biological process (GO): sodium ion transmembrane transport
Cellular component (GO): membrane
Molecular function (GO): ligand-gated sodium channel activity
Source: RefSeq, a predicted model, not a curated record